This is a messenger RNA of Labrus bergylta (ballan wrasse), 5349 nucleotides long. It is a transcript of the gene chpfa, whose product is annotated as chondroitin polymerizing factor a. Gene Ontology annotation, molecular function: glucuronosyl-N-acetylgalactosaminyl-proteoglycan 4-beta-N-acetylgalactosaminyltransferase activity. Gene Ontology annotation, cellular component: Golgi cisterna membrane. NCBI's taxonomy places the organism in Eukaryota, Metazoa, Chordata, Actinopteri, Labriformes, Labridae. The record is from RefSeq and is a predicted model, not a curated record.
GGAGCCAGGUAGCUGCUGUAUUGACACGUAAGAAUCCUGCGCACUUUUAGGGAAGAAUCUAGGUCUUUCAUCCUCAAGUUGAACAUCUGGUUCGUCUUCCUCGCGUGUGACCAGAUGUAUAGUUAAAGUGUUCGUAAGUAGAGGCUCGUUCGGAUUGUUUCCGGGUGUCGUGGGACUUGACAGUGUCGGUGUCCAACAUGAGAUUCUCGGCGUUCAUUUCUGUCCUGCGGUCGGUCGGCCCGGUGGUAAUCGGUAUUUCUUUGGGCUUCACCUUGAGUUUACUGAGUGUAAGCUGGACUGAAGAAGCAUGCUACUCGGACGCUAAGCAGGGUGAGGACAUGACUUCGGGUCAAGAUGGGCUGCUUAAAGGAGCCAGAAAGCCCAACUCUAUAUCCACUGUGAACGAGGUGGAGUCCGACGAGGAUUUUGAACCGAGGAUAGUCCCAUAUAAACAAGUCCAACAAAGUGCGUCGAAGAAAGUUUUCAGAGCUAAAUACAUAAGCACAGAGUUGGGGAUGCGAGAGCGUCUGUUUGUCGGGGUCCUGACAUCUAAAAACACCAUGAACACCCUGGGGGUAGCUGUUAAUCGCACCAUUAGUCACCACCUGGACACCGUGAUCUUCUUCACUGGCAUGCGCAACCGCAAAGUUCCUCAUGGCAUGUUCGUUGUCUCUCAUGGAGACGAGAGACUGAUAUGGAACAUGUUUCAGAACAUCAAAUACAUUUUGGACCAUUACAUCAACGAAUACGACUGGUUUUACUUUAUCCAAGAUGACGCCUACACGGGAGCUGACAGGAUAAAAGUCCUCGUAGAUCACCUCAGUAUGGACCGAGAGCUUUACAUGGGCAGUCCUGAGGAGUUCAUUGGCGGAAAGAUGGAGGGAAAGUAUUGCUACGGAGGAUAUGGAUACCUCCUUUCACGUACCUUGCUCCUCCGACUUCAGCCCUUCCUGGAAAACUGCAGAAAUGACAUCCUUAGUGCAAGGCCUGAUGAGUGGCUCGGAAGAUGCAUCAUUGAUUAUACAGACACAAACUGUGUCAGUGAGUUUGAGGGGCUGCAGUAUCACCAUUAUGAAUUAGGAAAAAACUCUGACCCCAGUAAAGAGCAGAGUGAACAGUUCAAGAGAGCUGUGGCCGUCCAUCCAGUGUCUGACCCUGAACAGAUGUACCGGCUACACAGAUACUUCACUGAGAUUGAACUGCAGAAGACUUACGAUGAGAUUGCUAAGCUGCAGGAAGAAAUAAAGAAUGUGAGUGUAGUUGCUUUUGAGGGUAAUCGAAGCGCCCAGUGGCCUGUGGGGAUCAAUCCACCCUUUGAGCCGAAAUCUCGGUUCGAAGUUUUAAAGUGGGAAUAUUUUACAGAGGAGGAGAUUUACUCGUGCAUUGAUGGCUCUCCAAAAUGUGAACUGCGUGGCAUUGAUCGCUUGGAUGUUGCUGAUGUCAUUGCCACGGCCAUGGGAGAGUUGAACAAGAAGUACAUGCCUGUCUUACACCUGAAGAAGCAGCAGCUCAUAAAUGGAUACAGGCGCUUCGACCCUAUCAGGGGCAUGGAGUACACCUUGGACCUUCAGCUUGAGGUGGUUAACCAAAAAGGUCAUAGCCGUUCCAUCACUAAGCGGGUUCAUUUGGUGCGACCUUUGAGUCGGAUUGAGAUCAUCCCCAUGCCCUAUGUUACUGAGGCUACAAGGGUCCACAUCAUUAUACCUCUUACUCUGCAGGACAGGACUUAUGUCAACCAUUUCCUGGAAGUCUUUGCCUCUAACGCUUUUGAAACUAGUGAAAAUGCAAUCCUUACUUUCUUGUUUAUUUAUGACCCAGUGGAGGCACAGCAAGUUACCCAAAAUGAUAUAUUUGCCAGUGUGAAGACUCAAAUAAAUGCGUAUGAACACAAAUACCCUGCCGUAAAAAUCCCGUGGAUAAGUGUCAAGACAGAAACACCAUCCCAGAUCAAGUAUAUGGACAUCAUCUCAAAGAAGCACCCAGUUGACACGCUGUUCUUUUUAGCUAAUGCCAACACAAACAUCAAUUCAGAAUUUCUGAACCGCUGCCGUAUGAAUUCCAUCAACAACUGGCAGGUGUUUUUUCCAAUCCACUUCCAGGACUUCAACCCUGAUGUGGCCUAUCACAACCAACAACGUCCUGUCACAUUUGAUCUGGUUAAGGAUGCAGGCCAUUUCGACCAAAGGUCAUUUGAAGAAGCAUGUUUUUACAACUCAGACUACAUGGCAACGCGCACACGCAUGGUGGCAGACGUCCAAGAGAACGAGGAGAUUCUGGACACUUUGGACGUCUAUGACAUGUUUGUAAAGUAUUCCAGUCUACAUGUAUUUAGAGCAGUGGAGCCAGCAUUGCACCAGCAGUACAGGUACCAAGCAUGCAACCCACGGUUGAGUGAAGACAUCUAUCAUAGAUGCAUGCAGAGCAACAUGGAAGGUCUUGGUUCCCGAUCCCAGCUCGCCAUGCUUCUGUUUGAGCAAGAACAAGGAAAUAGCACCUGAAAGCAUCAGUGAAAUUGUGUUCCUGCAUGUUUUAAAUGGAUGUUUAAAUCUUUGAGUUUGGCAAAGCAUGGUGAUGCAAUCUAGAAUUUGGGGUGAACAGGAGCAACACAUGUUGCACCACACAUAAUUUAACCCUUUACUUUUCCCUUUACACAGCCCCUCGUCUGAGGAAGUGAUUACUUAUCAUAAUCAGGUUUAUUGCCAAGUACGUUUACACAUACAAGGAAUUUUUCUUGGUGUUUUGUUACAAACAGUAAACAUAGAAGUAAUAGGCUAUAAAACGGCAGCACUUCUUCUUUCAAGGAAUGUGACUGUGCCUGACAUUCUCCACCUUUUGGUAUGCAUCAGGGGGUUCAUUUGUUUUUUUAAGGUUUUUUUUGUUUUACUAGACAAAAAAUGAAUGCAGUAUGUUUUUAAUAUAACCUUUCUUAAAUGUUUACAAUACUCGUCCAUACAGAUGAGUAGCUAUAACCAAAUGUUUUUGUUACUAUUAUGUUUCUGAAAGCUGUGUUUAUCACUUUUUUUUAACCACUAGGUGGCAGGCACUCACACUAGUAGAGCCCUGGUGUAGUUUUAGGUAUUCUCCAUUACACACCCAGCCCUCACUGAACAACAAGAAACCCAUUUGUAAACUCUCCUCCUCUCUGCUUGUUCAGUUAAAAUUCAAACAUUUACAAUAAUCGUGUUUGGUCCUGGAAAAAAUGUCUUACCUUUGAUUAUUUAUGUUGUGGAGGAAUCAUGCAAAGGGUUCAUUUUAAAACAAUGCAGUUGGUACAGUUGAUUUUAGUUUUGUUUAAUAUUUAACAAAUAGAAAAUGGCAAAAAGCAACUGUAGUUUGUUGCUCUUCAGUGGGAUCAAAGCACGAUUUACACAUGCAGUAAAUAGAUUGUCAUUUCAUUUGAAUGUUAAUAUCCAAGAUAUCGGACAAAAUGUAGAGUUUAUAUAUAUGUUAUUAUUAAUGCACAGCAGGUAGUCUGUGCCUUCACAUAAUAUGAUUGAAACAUUGUCCUUUUAUAUUUACUGAUUUGAGUGUACAAAAAGCGCAUUAUUGUGUAUGUGCCUUCACACUGAUGCAGCAUACGCUGACUGAAAUGAUCUUUUUGUUACAUGGUUUUGCAGUUCCUUCAUUUGAUGUACAGGUGAUUUUUUUCAGAAGAGGUAAAGUCUGUUACUCUGCUGAGAAAAUUGAACAGGAUGUGAUUUUACCUUGAAUUUUUUCAAAGGUGACCUGGUAAUUUUCAGAUCGACUAUCCAAAGACUGUAUAGUGCCUCAAAUAUUGGAAGAUGUUUUUAGAACAAAUCUUCUGUCUUCAGAGAUCAUGGAUGAAAACAUGUAUUCCAGUGUUUCUUUUCUCCAUGAAACAUUGUUACAUGAAGAUUUAUAUGCAAGAGAAAAAUGGGAAAGUCUUUUUAGUUUCAAAUUAUAACUUUAUUAUUAUAGAAAUGAUUAAAAGUAAAAAUAUGAGAAACAUGUCAAAGUAUAGCAGACCAUUUUAAACAAGACAAUAUUUUUCAAAUAUUCCAAAGAUUUUUGGGAAUCUAUUGUAAAAGAUAUCGUAAGUUAAUCAGUAGCAUCAUUGUACUCCAUUUCCUGAGUUCACUUUACGAAAUGGUUGCUUUCUACCAGAAGCAGUGCAGACCGAUGGGAGUUUUUUGUGGAGUGGUACUUGGCACCAGAAAGUUAUAAGUACGUUAUAAUGUGCAAUAUUACAGAUCACAGGACAGGAUAGAUGUCUGAAGUGUGUGUGUGUGUGCGUGUGUGUGUGUGUGGGGGGGGGAUUCUUAAUUUCAAAGACAUUGUUUAUUUUGCAAUUCUGUUCAUGACAUUGCAUUGAAUCAGAAUGGUGCUUUCUGUUCAAUGUAAACUUUAUACACUGUAUUUAUUUUUUACAAGAACUUUAAUGUCAUUUGCAGACACUAGACACUUUCAUCCAUUUGCUUUAAAAUAGAUUAAAUCAAGGCAAGUCCUUUAUUUGACUCAAGUUUAUGUUGGAAACAUUUCAUCCACAGUGGUGGUCCAGACAAGUGACAAGUGUGAUUACAGACCAUGGAGAUCAAGUAGUGCCACCUUUUUGCAAUCAUUUCCUAACGCAUUUCUUUGUUGACGAGAGCAGUCUUCACUGUGACAGUACUCAAGCUGUUGCACGAAUGUUCAAUUUGAUUUUUUUUUCUUUUACACAAGUAUGAUUAAUAAUGUGCAGAAUUUUAAACCGAGUCUUCCAAAAACCACUGUGAAAGAUGGCAGGCUAAGAUUAAGAUAAGAAGUCAUUGUGCUUAUGUAUGCUUUCUGUGCCUAGUGUGGGCAAAGCUAAAGUACAAAGUUAGUGUUUUGGAUUAACAACUUGUGUUAUCAACACAGCCAACAUUGAUGAGUGGUCUAAAGAAAUGUGCCCAUCAUUUAUUUAUCCGUCAUUUCUCUAUGAAUCAUGCAGAAUCUGAAUGCUUCUGUCCUAAUAGAGGCUUUCAUGACAUUCUCUAUACGUGUUUGAAUAUUGUAUAGACUCUGUUAUUAAGCCUUCUUUUGCUUAAUUUACACAGCAAUCAAUCAAUACAUACACAUUAUGUAUAUGAUAUAUAAUAUAUGGAAUAUAUAGUUGGUUGUUGUUGUUUGGGAGACAAAAAGAAAACCUACUGUAUCUUACUUUGUGGUAUAAAUCAUGUUUGAACAUAAUGACAAUUUGAAAUGCUUUACAUGGAAUUCAUAUAGAAUGAGUUAUGCAUAUGUGUACUAGCAACACCAAAGCAAUAUAUCUUGAUUAUUCAAAAUAAUAAUAAUAAUUGUGUGCUGUAAUUCCCAAUGAACUGUGAAUGUUUGUAAUUUUUAAAUAAAGAUUAUAUUAAAAAAGAAAAA